Molecule: messenger RNA, 1525 nt
Organism: Cryptomeria japonica (Japanese cedar)
Lineage: Eukaryota; Viridiplantae; Streptophyta; Pinopsida; Cupressales; Cupressaceae
Product: urease accessory protein F
Exons: 2
Coding region: 336-1160 (274 amino acids)
Molecular function (GO): nickel cation binding
Source: RefSeq, a predicted model, not a curated record
AAAAAUUCUAAGAGAUCUCAGCAGCGCCCUUUUAGGAAGCUCCCUCCAUAGGAUCGCACUCUAACGAUGUUUCCAAUGUUUCCCCUCGACUUAUUUGUUUUUUAACACAAGACGAGAUUAUUGACAUUAUUUGAGGUUUUAUUCUUAGAUGUGGGGUUGUUCAUCCAUUCGUAAAGAGGAAGGCACAAUUAAUUUUAAGCAAGUUUGCAGGCAGUACAGAUGCACAAUUUGGAUUACUGAAGAUAAGGUAUAAGAUGGAAUUCCUAACUUGCCAUACAAAUUCAUGUCAAAUUUGUGUUCAAAGACCUUGUUAGUAAGGUUAGCACCUUGUAAACAUGAGUCAUGUUACUGGCACUGUAGCGACAAAUGCAACUUAUGUGGAAGAGAACCAGACAAAUGCAACUUAUAUGGAAGAGAACCAAUGUCAUCACUCAGAUCAACUACCGGUGGAUAUGUGUGAUGUUCAAACGUCAACAAAGCAUAUUUUCUCUAGAUGGAGCCUAUGGCAAAUUCUUGAUUCCAUUCUUCCAACUGGUGGAUUUGCCCACUCUUAUGGCCUUGAAGCUGCAGUUCAGGCACGAGUAGUUCCUAAUGCAGAAUCAUUAGAAGCUUUUGCAGUUAAUACAGUGGAGAAUACUGCAAGCUUACUUUUACCAUUUGUUUACGAAGCUAACAAACAUCCUAACAUUGAAAAUUGGAUUAAACUCGAUCUAAUAUUGCAUGCAACCUUGAGCAAUGGAGUUGCAAGGAAGGCAUCAAUUGCUCAAGGAUCUGCGCUUCUGCGUGUAGCAUCAACCGUGUUUACUGAAAUUUCAGAUUUCAAACAGAUGCGGACAUGUGCUCGAAAACCUGUUAUGGUCCAUGUUCAUCAUGCUUCAGUUUUUGGUGUCAUCUGUGGUCUCCUGGGAUUUGAUUCAUUCACUACACAACAAGCAUACUUAUUUGUGAUGUUGCGAGAUUUGCUUUCGGCUUCAACUAGACUUAAUUUGAUUGGGCCACUAGAGGCAGCAUCUACUCAACACCGCAUCUCCAAAGUUGCAGAGAAGAUCUUGAAGAGACACAUGGAUCGUCCAAUCGAAGAAGCUUAUCAGACUGCCCCAGUUUUGGACACUGCUCAAGGUUGCCAUGAUUAUUUAUUUUCUCGUCUAUUUUGUUCAUGAGAAAAGUUUAUUGCCUCAGCAUUACUGACAAGCCAACAUAAAGGGUCUUAUUAUGAAUUUCCGUUGCAGAAUGACUCAUUAUUGUGGGUCUAAAAAUGCUAGUGAUGUAGAAUAUUGCUAAACUGAAUAGUUGCAUGUGCUAUUUUGUCUUAUAAUUUUUUGAUCCAUUGAUGUGAUCUGAUUCUUAAGUCUUCAGUUUUGUGGAAGAAAAAAUUCCAGUACCUCUUGGCAUCAGGAGGUCUUAGAAGCACCUUCCAGAAGAAUAUGCAAUUCGAUACAGUUUAGAUGAGGCUUUGUCUAUGCCACUUUUUUUGUGUUGAAAUAUUUGAAAUUUGCACAAUUGAAUAAUGGAUGCUAUUGUUUCA